This is a messenger RNA of Paraphaeosphaeria sporulosa, 2137 nucleotides long. RefSeq lists its product as uncharacterized. Gene Ontology annotation, biological process: nuclear-transcribed mRNA poly(A) tail shortening; regulation of DNA-templated transcription. NCBI's taxonomy places the organism in Eukaryota, Fungi, Ascomycota, Dothideomycetes, Pleosporales, Didymosphaeriaceae. Gene Ontology annotation, cellular component: nucleus; P-body; CCR4-NOT core complex. The record is from RefSeq and is a predicted model, not a curated record. Bases 145 to 2028 code for a protein of 627 amino acids. The transcript has 3 exons.
UACAACGACACACGCCUCUAUCCGCGUCCCGCUGCCGUACGAUCGCGCGCCCAGCCCCUCCCGAACGCAUUCAGCUCACGACGAGCGCCCGCCGGCCCCCGAUAGGCUCCCACCGCUCCUCGCGCACGAAGCUACGCACACACGAUGGCACAGCGCAAGCUCCAGCAGGAGAUCGACAAGUGCUUCAAGAAGGUCGCCGAGGGUGUCGCGACCUUUGAGAGCAUCCACGAGAAGAUCCAGGUGUGCACCAACCAGUCGCAGAAGGAGAAGCUCGAGGACUCGCUCAAGAAGGAGAUCAAGAAGCUGCAGCGGUCGCGCGACCAGAUCAAGACAUGGGCAACCAUGAGCGACAUCAAGGACAAGAAGCCGCUGCUCGACCAGCGGAAGCUGAUAGAGACGCAAAUGGAGAAGUUCAAGGCUGUCGAGAAAGAAAUGAAGACCAAGGCAUAUUCCAAGGAAGGCCUCCAAUUAGCAUCGAAACUGGAUCCAAAGGACAAGGAGAAGUUAGAGGUCGUCGAAAUGCUGCAGCACAUGAACGAAGAGCUGGACCAGCAGGUGGAGAAGAUAGAAGCCGAGGUGGAGAUCAUGCAGGCCUCAACCAAGAAGGGCAAGAAGGGCGUCACAAACGCGGAGCGGAUAUCAGAGCUCGAGGAGACGGUCGAACGACAUAAGUGGCACAUGGGCAAGCUGGAAUUGCUGCAACGCGCGCUGCAGAAUGGCAAUGUCGAAACGGAGCAGGUCAAGGAGAUUGAAGAGGGCAUAAAGUACUACGUGGAGAGUAAUCAGGAGCCGGAUUUCAUGGAGGACGACACAAUAUACGACGAGUUCAACCUGGAUGAAGAGGAGGCAGCGUACGGACUGGCCCAGGAUGUGGACCGCGUGUCCUCACAAGACACGCAGUCGAUACAGGACGAAGCAGAACCCGAGUCGCGAUCCGCUAGCAUUCCAAAAGUGAAGCCAGUCGAGACGGUGCAGAGUGGGGCAAGACGGUCGUCAACACAGCUCAAAUCUCCCCUUCCAGCUUUGGCAACGCUGCAUACGCCUUUGCCUGGUGUCUCGAACGCAGCAUCCAGUUCCAUGAAACCUGCCCCGCUCCCAGCCCGAACACCGGGAGAGCCUCUCAAAUAUGCCUCGGCGGCCGCGGCUGCAGCCGCGAGCGAUAAGAAUGGGGUCGGUAUUGCGCCGCUGCCACCACCACCCGGCUCAGCUGCGGCGCAGGCUGGUCUCGCUCCUAGUGGCGCACGGGCAAGCGCGACAACAUCGCCUGCUCCUUCGCAUCCUCAAUUGGCAUCACAACCUCCCGCUGGAGCACCAGAGACUGCUCCGCAAGCUCCGCCGACAAAAUCUCCGACAGGAACCCCGGCCUCAGCUGUCCGGGAGAAAGACACGCUGUCACGUGCGCAGUCGUCCGACAGCAGGAAGACACCAGCGCCUGAGCAAGAAGAGGAAAUACAGUCAGCGACACCCCCCUUGACGAAUGGAGAGUCGCAUGCCGACGAGGAAGAAGAGGAGUCGAUCUUCCAUCUCCCGUCAACCUUGCAGGAUCUCUUCGAGUCGUUGGAGGCCACUAAGAACGACAUCAACGCCUCGUCAUCAAAACCUCCGGAUGAGCGAAUGCUCGCUGCAAGCAUGGCCACGGCCCCAGAUUCAGCGGAUACAGAAGCGCCACGCCACUACCGCCCACAGAAUCCGUACCCAUACACACCUGCACAUUACCCACAGGAGCCGUUGGCGAUAUUCGAUGACCCACGGCUAUACUCCCGCAUAGAGACUGAUGCUUUGUUCUAUGCCUUCUACUACCGCCAGGGCACCUAUCAGCAGUACCUUGCGGCAAAAGCACUAAAGUCUCAGAGCUGGCGGUUCCAUAAGCAGUACCAGACGUGGUUCCAGCGCCAUGAGGAACCCAAGGCUAUAACCGAAGAUUACGAGCAGGGGACGUAUAGGUUCUUCGACUAUGAGAGCACGUGGAUGAACCGAAGGAAAGCAGAUUUCCGCUUCGCCUACAAGUUUCUCGAAGACGAAUUGUGAACGGGCCAUCCACGACGCCAGCGUCCUCCUGCGCGGCUAACGGUAUUGCGGUUGUAUGAAUUAUUAGGUAGUUGUCAAUGGUACCCAAAGGGUAUUUCUCGAGCCAGAC